Messenger RNA from Polychytrium aggregatum, 1688 nucleotides. Its product is annotated as chitinase. The transcript is spliced from 2 exons. The record is from RefSeq and is a predicted model, not a curated record. NCBI's taxonomy places the organism in Eukaryota, Fungi, Chytridiomycota, Chytridiomycetes, Polychytriales. Bases 102 to 1199 code for a protein of 365 amino acids. Gene Ontology annotation, biological process: carbohydrate metabolic process.
CCUGCGACUGUUGCUCGCUGUCGGGGUUGAUUGCGGUGCACCAGACCGACCGAGCCGCCAUCCCCCCUGUCGGUAUCCUUCCUAACCUCUAACCUCUUGACAUGUUCAACCAGCCCACCACCACCACUACCACCACCACCACCCCUGCCAAGACCACCACCACCUCCUCCUCGGCCGUUCGUACCACUACCACCAAGAAGUCGUCCACCACCACUUCUCCCGCCCGCACCACCACCACCACUCCCGCCAAGACCACCACCACUACCACCACCACCACCACCACCGUCGCCACUUCUACUCCCACCAUCCAGCCCGGCCACUGGCCCGCCAAGCUCUUUGCUCCCUACGUCGAUCUCGGUGUCUGGCCCCCGUUCGAUAUCGUCACUGAGCAGAAGAACACCGGUGUCAACUACUACACCUUUGCCUUCGUCACCUCCAGCGGCGGUGCCCCCAGCGUUGCCGGCUACCCUCUCUCGCAGAACUGGUUCGUCUCGACCCUCCAGCAGAUCCGUGCCAACGGUGGUGAUGCCAUCAUCUCCUUCGGUGGCGCUGCCGGCACUGAGCUCGGUGAUGCCAUUACCGAUGCCACCUCCCUCCAGGCCGCCUACCAGAGCGUCAUCAACGCCUACAACGCCACCUACAUCGACUUUGACAUCGAGGGUGCUGCCGUCAGCCACACCGCCAACAUCGACCGCCGCAACUCUGUCCUGGCCGCUCUCCAGAAGGCCAACCCUGGUCUCAAGAUCUCGUACACUCUCCCUGUCCUUCCCUCUGGUCUCGUCAGCACUGGUGUCUACAUUAUCCAGUCCGCUGCCAAGGCCGGUGUCGUCCUUGACUCGAUCAACAUCAUGACCAUGGACUAUGGAUCAUCUGCUGCCCCCAACGGCGCCACUGGAAUGGGUGGCUACGCCAUCUCUGCUGCCCAGAACACCUACUCCCAGGCCAUUUCUGCCGGCUACCCCAGCCCCUACAUCACCCUCUGCCCCAUGAUCGGUAUCAACGACAGUACCGAUGAGAUCUUCACCCUCGACAACGCCAACCAGAUCACCACCUUCGUCAAGACCACCUCCUGGGCCAACGGCAUCCGCAUGUGGAGUGCCAACCGCGACCAGAACUCUGGCUCGAGCACCGACACCUCCUCGGGCGUCACCCAGAACCCCUUCGACUUUGCCAAGACCUUCAACACCAUCGAGGCCUAAUCGCGUCUGUCCUUGCCUCAUGGUGUUCUGCCUCUCAUCUUGCUCCGCCUUGAUUGUAGAACCAAUUGAACUCCCCCCCCCUCGUCUUCCGUCUGUCCUCUUCUUCCAAUUCGAAACUCCUCCGUUUUUAAUACGCCUUCCCUGUCCAUGUCUAAUAAAGAGUGAGACAAAUGGCAUCGUGUGAUAUUUUUGUCAAAGAAACAAAGAAAAGAAGCCUUUCCACCCGGUCUUCACCCCUCCCCCCUCAAUGUAUCGCAGCUGGUUCUGGUCAUUCACCUGUAAAUCACAAUGAGAACAGAGCUUUCGGUAUUUCUCGUGACCCCUGGGCGCUCUGAAUACGGCUGGGUAGAUGAAGCGCUUCCGAAAUGAAAUGGGACACUCUGUUAUGAGCCAAGACAGUUGUCUUUUUCUGGAACCUGAAUACGCCCACCCACUCAUUGCACUCUUGGCUAAUCAGUAUGUCCAAGGGAGACCGACAUUGUGAUUGCC